AUGAAUACGAAUUUUCAGAAAGUGUUUGAUCGUAUUUUGGAUGUUGCAGUCGAAGGGAAGCUGAGUGAAGAACAGAUGAUAAAGAGGCUGUUUGUUUUUAGCGAUAUGGAGUUUGAUAAGGCAUCGGGGAAUCCUUGGGAGACCGAUUACCAAGCCAUACAGAGAAAAUUCAGGGAGAAGGGUUAUCAAAAUGUACCGGAGAUUGUGUUUUGGAACCUCAGAAACUCAAGGUCGACCCCUGUUCUGGCAAAUCAGAGUGGGGUAGCGCUGGUGAGUGGAUUUUCAAAGAAUUUGCUGACUAUGUUCUUGGAGGGAGGGGGGGUUGUGAAUCCAGAAGAAGUCAUGGAACUUGCCAUAUCAGGUGAAGAGUACAAGAAACUUGUUGUUUUUGAUUGA
Messenger RNA from Fraxinus pennsylvanica, 396 nucleotides. NCBI's taxonomy places the organism in Eukaryota, Viridiplantae, Streptophyta, Magnoliopsida, Lamiales, Oleaceae. The record is from the annotation of a GenBank genome assembly.